AUGACUUCUCCCGACUCAAAACCAGUCAUUGUUAUCAUACCUGGUGCUUGGCAUGUCCCAGCCCAUUAUGCACACCUUGCACUAAAGCUCAACUCCAGUGGCUACACUGUAGACUGCCUCGAAAUGUCCUCUACCAACGAUGAGAAAGACUUGCCUGAAGAUACAUGGAAAGAGGACAUCGCGAUCAUCCGCAAUGCUAUUACUUCACACACCGACGCUGGCAGAGAUGUAGCAAUUGUGAUGCACUCGUUUGGCGGCAUGAUGGGUUCGGAAGCAGCUUGCGGCUUGGGAAAGAAGGAGACCGAGACAUCUGGCUCUGUCAUCAAACUUAUUUACAUGACUUCAUUCAUGUUANAAGAGGGCCAACGCCGCUCAGACUUCCCGGAUUGGCCAAACAUUGCUCGCGUCGACGAUGAACAGAACCCCAAGGCUCUUAUACCCCUAGAGCCGAUGCACUUCUUCUACCACGACGUGCCAGAACAAAUGAGCCAGCGUGCAAUCGACAAUCUAGGCGGAUGCCCGCUCCCUCAUGUGAUGAAUUCCCCUUCGAAAGUCGCUUGGCGGGAAAUACCAACUGCUUAUAUCGUCUGCGAAGACGACAGAGCACUCACAAAAGCCGGUCAAGAGCUGAUGAUCAAUGCUGUCAAGGCCGAGGGCGUGGACGUCAAAACGACUUAUCUGAAGGCUAGUCACAGUCCGUUCUUGAGCAUGCCUGCCGAAACUGCAAAAGCAAUCCGUGGCUUCCUGGAGAAGGCUUGA
Messenger RNA from Aureobasidium uvarum, 759 nucleotides. The record is from the annotation of a GenBank genome assembly. Lineage: Eukaryota; Fungi; Ascomycota; Dothideomycetes; Dothideales; Saccotheciaceae.